This is a messenger RNA of Dictyostelium purpureum, 4242 nucleotides long. RefSeq lists its product as uncharacterized. Gene Ontology annotation, molecular function: protein binding; guanyl-nucleotide exchange factor activity. Lineage: Eukaryota; Evosea; Eumycetozoa; Dictyosteliales; Dictyosteliaceae. Gene Ontology annotation, cellular component: plasma membrane. The coding region runs from base 1 to 4242 and encodes 1413 amino acids. The record is from RefSeq and is a predicted model, not a curated record. The transcript is spliced from 5 exons. Gene Ontology annotation, biological process: Ras protein signal transduction; positive regulation of GTPase activity.
AUGAUUCAAGAAGAAAAUAUUGAAAUAUCAAUAAGCAGUAUUGAAAAAGAACAGCAAAUACAAUUACAACAUCAACCUAUUUCGCCAAGAACAAUAUCAAUAUCAACAUCAUCAACUACAUCUUCUCCAAUUUUAUCAAAUGGUAACGCUGGUGUAGCAAAAAGUAAUAUUGAAAACCUAGACCUCAGUAAUAGAAAAAUUUCAGACCUUGGUUUUAUAUUGUCAAGUUAUACAUUAAAGUUUUUAACAAGAUUGGUAUUAAAGAAUAAUCUUCUCACCUCGAUUUCAAAUGAGUUUAUUAUCUCUACCUCCCAAUUGCUAUAUUUAGAUAUCUCAGAGAACAGAUUGUUAACAUUACCCGAAACAGUUUCAAAAUGGAGUAAAUUACAGACAUUAAAUUUAUAUAAGAAUAAUUUAUCAAGUAUUCCACCAACUAUUGCAGAUAUUCAAACUUUGGAGGUACUAAAUUUAUCAAAUAAUCUUUUAAAAGAAAUCCCAAAUCUUUCACCAAUAUCCAGUUUAAGAAGAAUCGUAUUGGAUGGUAACUGCUUUUCUGAGGCUGUAUCAAAGGUUUAUGCAUUUCUUUAUUGCCAUAGUAUUGGGGAGAUGGAUUUCCCACCACCACCGUUAUUUAGUUUAUCAAAUACUUCUUCCUCGUCCUCAUUGUCAACUACUACUACAACUAUAUCAUCAUCAUCACUAUCACCAUCAUCAUUUUCUAAUCAUGACCCAAGACCAUCAUCAAAAUUACCACAACAACUCAUUACAAUGGGUAUAGGCUCGCCUUGCAGCUCUCCUCUUUUAGAAAAUAAAAAGCGUACACCAACUGGCAAUUCUUUGGAUUUGGUUAAAAGUAAUUUUAUAGAAUUUCCUGAUCAAGUUAGAGAUAGCCAAAAGUUUAGAUCUAUUGAACGUCUUUAUUUAUCAUUUAAUAUUCAUAUUAAUUUUGAUAAAUUGACACCCUAUUUUAGAUGUCUUAUCAAUUUAAAAUCUUUAUCUAUGGAAAAUUGUCAAUUAACAUCAAUUCCAAAUUGUAUUUUUGAUUUAAUUUUUUUAACAAGGUUAGAGCUAAAAAAAAAUUCAAUUACACAAAUCCCAGGAAAAAUAAAAUUAUUAACAAAUUUAAAAAGAUUAGAUGUAUCAUAUAAUCAACUUUCACAUAUCGAUGAAGAUAUUAUAAAUUUAAUGAAUUUGAAAUCGAUUAAUUUUAGAUCAAAUAAACUCAACAAUGAUAGCGGUGUAGCUUGUUUAGGUUCAAUGGAUACGUUAAAGAAAUUAAAUUUAAAAGAAAAUCAUUUAACUGAAUUACCAAGUUCAUUUUAUCUUUUAAAAAUUAAAACAUUAAAAUUGGAUAACAUUCAACCCAAAGCAUAUUCUCCAGUAAAGUUUUCAAUUGAUGGUGCAAAUGAUGAUUCAUCGAUAGAGUCAUCACCAAUUUCACCAAGAAGCAGAUUAUUUGGCUCAAAAAAAACACCACCAAAACCACUACCAAAAACCAAUAAGUUAUUAAAUCAAUCAAUUAAUAAUUCUGUAAAUAAUAGUAAUGUAAAUAUUCCUGUAAAUAAUAAUAUAAAUCAACAACAAAAUCAAACCCCAACACCACUUAGUCCAACAAUGAAUACCCAGCAAUUAAAUAAAAAAACAAAUGGUUUGGUUAUUCCACCACUAUCACUAAAAAAUACAGCAGGCGAUGUUCAAAAUUCGAGAAACAGAUCCUAUACUUUAGAUAUUGAACAUAUUAGCCCAGGAAGGGGAUCAGUUGAUACUUUAUCAAAUUGUUCAUCAGAGGAGAAUAUCUAUGAAGCCUCUUGUGAUAACCCAUUCGCACAGCAAGAAGGGGAAGGUGAUUUCCAUUAUCUUGGUAGAGGUAGAUCCCAAACUGUAGCCAACAAAGGAGAGUCCAAAACAUUUAUUCAGACAAUAUUUAAACAAUUUAGCGGUAGUACUGCAACUAAAAAGAAUAAAGGUUCUUCAAAUAAUUUGUCACAAUCUACUCAAAAUAUACCACAGCAACCCCAAUUAAACAAAAUACCAAGUAGCAAUUCAGAUACAAAUAUUUCAGACUCACUAAAUACAAGUAGUAGUAGUAUUAAUGGAAGUUCUAGUAGUAUUACUCAGAGCGGAAAAUCCCAAUAUAGAGAUGAUAAUUUACUUUCAAAUAGUUUUGAUUCACCAAGAACAUUGGAACGUAGAACUAGUUCAAAAGAUGAAAUUGCUAUGUCUAUAAGAAGAGGUCACUCUCAAAAUGAUGAUUUAUACAGAGAAAAAACAUUCACAGAAGUUAACUCAGAUUGUAUCAGUCCAUCAUCAUCCGUUCAAACACCAAUUUUAGAAUGCAUUGAAAGUCCAAGAGGUCAACAAUUUACAUCACCAUCACCAACAUCACAACCACCAUCCCAUCCCCCACCACCUCCACCAUUACCAGCUUCACCAUUACAUAAUAAGGGAACUCCAGAUUCACCAGUUGUAGCAUCAUUAAACGCAUCAUCAAAUACCUCAACAAAAGAACCUCAACAAACACAACAACAGCAAAAAGUUUUAAUUAAUUUCGAAAAAAUAAAGGUUGAAUUUAUUGAGGAUAUUUAUGACGAUAAAGGAAAUCAUCCAAUUUACUCUAAAAGAAAACUAUUAGGUUUAUUAACUAAUCAAAAGUUUCAAACUACAUCAGCAUUGCAAGCUGCAAAGAAAAAGUUUAAAAGCUCAAAAAAAUUAAACAGUCCUGCUCAAAUAUCAUCGACCAAUUUAUUAUCACAAUCCCAAGGUAACCCAUCACUGUUACCAACCGGUGCAUCAACAUUCGAUUUAUUUUCUAAUAGUCCAGCUACCAGUAGUUUUACUGGUCCUUCAUCACUUUCCCAAUCUGGAUCAUUUUUAGCCAGUGGUUCAGCAUCACCUUUAAGUGUAAGUGGUAAUGGUAAUAGUGGUAACUUUAGUACAUACCACGAGGGUGAUGACUUUAUAAGAGAGCUAAUGUCAAGUCCAGUAAUAAACCAAGAAAUUGAAUUUACAUCAGAAGACGGUAUUCCAAAAGUUAAAAAUGUUACUCUUAAAAUGCUUAUACAAUUAUUAACCCACGAAAGAGGUCAUAGUAAUGAACUAUUUAGUUUAUUCUUUGAUACUUAUUUAUUAUUUACCAAAAUUCCUCUAGUUAUAGAACAUUUAGAACAAAGAUUUUUAAAUGCAAAAACUCAUGUAAUUAAACAAAAGGUAUUAUCAUUUUCACAAAGAUGGAUUGAAAAUUGUUGGAAUGAUUUUAAGAGUGAUGACAUGAUAUCAUUUAAUAAAUAUUUACAAAGUUGUUCGGAUUCGAUUGAAUUAAUAACCAAUUAUACAUUAAAAUCAGCACUAAAACAAGUUUACUCGUCAAUGAAGUUAAAAGAAGAAGGAAAUAGUAAUGAGGAAGAGGAGAUAUUUGAUGCCCCGGCACCAAUCCCAGAUUUCCAACUAUCACAAAAUGCAAACCAAAAUGAUAUUUGUUUACUUGAUUCAAGCCUUAGACCUCACGAAGUUGCAAGACAAUUGACAAUUAUUGAUCAAGAUCUUUUAUCUCAACUAACCAAACAACAAAUUCUAGACUAUGCCGUUCAUCAAACAAAUUCUCCACCAAUUCAAAAGAUCACUGAUAGAUUUAAUUAUCUUGUACUAUGGGUUUGCAGUGAAAUUGUAUUAUCUCAAAGCUUUGAAAAAAGAGUUGAAACUAUUUUUAAAUUUUUAAAUAUUGCAUUGAAUUGUUGGUAUUUAAAAAAUUUUAAUAGCUCGAUUGCAAUUAUUGCAGCAAUGAGCAAACCAUCCAUUGAAAAACUUAAAACAACAUGGGCAUUUAUAAAGACAACCAAAGCCAAUACACCAAUUACAGAGUUUAAAGAAAUGAUUUUACCACAAAAUAUUUCAAGAUUAAGAAAGGUCAUGGAUUCAGUUGAUAGCAGCUGUCCAGUUAUUCCAUAUUUGGGUGCAUAUUUCAGCCAUUCCAUCGCUAUACAAAAUGGUAAUAAAUCAAUUGUAAAUGAACAAUUUAUUAAUAUGCAAAAAUAUGAUAUGAUGGGCAAGAUUAUUAGAUCAAUUACCAAUGCACAAGUAAAGAAAUAUAACUUCACUCAAGUUGGUGUUUUACAGAAAUAUCUUACUGAUUCCCCUGUUUUUAAUGAAAAAGAUCUCCACAAAGAAUGCUGUAAAAUUGAAGAAAAAGGUGGUGAGGCAAUAAAUGAAUCAAAUAAAUUCGGUUCAAUCUUUAAAAAAAAAUAA